Closterium sp. NIES-65 is the source of this 2319-nucleotide messenger RNA. The record is from the annotation of a GenBank genome assembly. NCBI's taxonomy places the organism in Eukaryota, Viridiplantae, Streptophyta, Zygnematophyceae, Desmidiales, Closteriaceae.
AUGUCUCGGCGCUGGUCGCGCCGGAUGGGUCUUCCGCGCGGGGGCCCGGACAACGCGCGCCACGUCUUCCGCGGAGUGCGCCAGCGCAAGUGGGGCUCCUGGGUGGCGGAAAUCACGCAUCCGCACCUCAAAUCGCGCGUCUGGCUCGGAUCCUUCCGCACGGCGGAAGCUGCUGCAAGGGCGUACGAUCGCGCUGCAGUAGAGCUGCUGGGUCCCUCCGCUCUUCUCAACUUCCCGCAGCCUCAGGCUUCCCCAGACGGCCCUCUGAUAGAGUCUAAAGCGCCAGAGCCUUUAGGGUUUGGGUGUUUGGGGGCUGUAUGGGCGGAAACUCCGGGCCACACCCCAGUCCACGUUGGGGCCCUCCCCGCUGGCGCUUCCCCUACAUCCGCCCCUGCCCCUGCUGACUCAGCAGCCAUGGUUGAAGCGGCCAUGGCCCCUGAUAAAGCCCAGGCCGAAGCAUAUCACCUGGCAUCACACAACGGCCCAGACAGCAAGAGACGGGCCGUGCAAGCUGCUGGGGGAGAGGUGAUGAGGUCCCUCGCACCGCCCGUGCUGUCGCCGAAGUCAGAAUUGGCUCAAAAAGCAUCACAGAGCGGCCUAUACAGCAAGAGGAGAGGCCAACAGGUUGCUGGAGGGGACGCGGUGAAACCCCUCACUCUGCCCGUGCUGUCCCCGCCGACCAAUCCGAGCACAGCAGCAGGAGUUUCGGUGUCGCCUCUGCCUCCUGUAACCACUGGCUGGCAGCAGUCUGGCAGCUUCGCCUCCCUUCCCUUCUCGGCUGCGCAACCCUGCAGCAGCGGGCCAUCUGACCCUGUAGUUGCCUCCUGCACUUACUUCCCUGCACUCGCUGCGGUUGAGAGCGGUUCCAGAACGCCUGCUACUCCCGCUACCACCACCAGUACCUGUGGUGGUUUCUCUGCAGGGCACAUGAGAACACAGAUGCUGCAGCAGCGGGUCCUGACGCCGCCUUCACGAGACAGCACGACGGCACAGACGCUCGAUCAAACUGCACCCUUCACAGUCACUACUCUGGGGCACAUGAGAACAUUGCCCCUACAGUGGGUCCUGACGCCUUCACAAGACAGCACGAGGGCACAGACGCUCGAUCGAGGUGCAGCCACCAUAGUAGCUACUGGCGCAACAACUGCCUUUGACGCUUGCUCCAUUGCUGCUGCUGGGGAGGGCUUGCCGUCCCUGCCAGCCUAUGUGCCGUCCCUGCCAGCCCAUGUGCCGUCCCUGCCGGCCCAUGUGCAAACCAUGCCGGCCCAUGUGCAAACCAUGCCGGCCCAUGUGCCAACCAUGCUGGCCCAUGCGCCAACCCUGCCGGCCCAUGUGCCGGCACGUGUUGCGAUGCUGUCUGCUCUGGUCACUUGCCUCUCCGAACCAUUUUCUCCUCGGAACAGCAAUGCAAGCCUUCAUUUUGCCACCGCUGGUGGCAGCACUGGUGCCAUUUCGAGAAAGAGGUCGUGGGAGCAGGCUGCGAUGCCGAUACAGUCACACCAGGCGGUCCGUACAGUCCCACUAGUGGAGGCGAAUGUUGAGACAUCUCAACAAACCUGUACAGUCACAGGAGGGGACAGCCAGCUGACAGCACUACUGUUAGAAAUGGAGGAGGACGAGAGAAGGGUAGGGAGGGUAAGGAAGGCACAGUACGCUCAGCAACCCAAGCAGGCUCAGCAGCCCGAGCAGGUUCAGCAGCCUGAGCAGGUUCAGAUGCUGUUGUUGCAGCAGGAGGAGGAAGAGAAGAGGAGGGUAAGGGAGGUAUUGUGGGCUGCACAGAAAGGACAGGAUCAGGUCAUGCUGCCUGGAUUCCACAGCCCUGAGCAGAUGCAGGACAAGCUGCAACCAGCGUUGGUCCCAGUGGUGCCUUUGCCGCAGAUGAACCCAGCUCAGCAUGUCCACAUGCCAGCAGAGCUCAGAGCUCAGCAUGUCCACAUGUCAGCACAGCACCCAGCUCAGCAUGUCCUCGUGUCAACACAGCAUGUCCACGUGCCAGCUCAGCAGCCACCCAUGCAUGCCUUGCUGGACUCUCUGUUGCAGCAGGUGGAGGCAAUGCAGGAGUAUGAGAUGAUGCUGCUGGCUCAGGCAAUAGAAGUGCAGAGAAAGGAGGAAGAGAUGUCUUCUGCUCUUCAGCCUCUGGUUUCACCCACGCUGCCCAUAUUUCAGCCGGUUACACAGCCCUCCUAUGCAUCACAGCUCCCAUCUCCUCUUCACCAGUCCAAGGAACCAGGCGUUGGUGGGAAGGAUACAGAUAUUAGAGUGGAUAUGGAGGAGAUGGUAGGGUUGGUGGAUGUGAUUUCUACAAUGCUGAUCGCAUAA